Messenger RNA from Lepidothrix coronata (blue-crowned manakin), 2891 nucleotides. RefSeq names its product DEAD-box helicase 6 (gene DDX6). The transcript is spliced from 14 exons. Gene Ontology annotation, biological process: cytoplasmic stress granule assembly; P-body assembly. Gene Ontology annotation, cellular component: P-body; cytoplasmic stress granule. Lineage: Eukaryota; Metazoa; Chordata; Aves; Passeriformes; Pipridae. The record is from RefSeq and is a predicted model, not a curated record. Gene Ontology annotation, molecular function: RNA helicase activity; mRNA binding; ATP binding. The coding region runs from base 407 to 1858 and encodes 483 amino acids.
GGGGCGGGGCGGCUCCUCCCGGCGGGAGGGGGAGGGCGCACGGGAGGAAGGAGGAAGCCGCCAUCUUGGAGCGUCGAGUCGCCAUAACAAGGCACCGGGGCAGCGAGAGGAUUUUAUACCUGGGCGAGGGGGAGCGCGGCUGGUGGCGAUUGAAGCAAGUGAAUUCUGACAUAACUUCGUUAGAGGGCUUUUUUUAAAAAAAAGUUGAUCCACAGUGCAUCAGAGCAAGUUACUGCUUUACUUUUGAGUGACUUACAGGUGCUUGCCUGCAUUGCAAUAAAGGACUCAUAUAUUGAGCAAGACUUAUUUAUCUCUUCGUUUUGGAGAGUCUAAUAAACUGUUAUUACAGUUUCUGUACUGACUUUCAAAGUUUUGAGUCUAAAAAGACAUCUUUAAAGAUAAAACCAUGAGCACGGCCAGAACAGAGAACCCUGUUAUAAUGGGUCUAUCCAGUCAGAAUGGGCAGUUGAGAGGCCCCGUAAAACCCAGCGGGGGCCCAGGAGGUGGAGGCACACAAACUCAGCAGCAGAUGAACCAGCUGAAAAACGCCAACACAAUCAAUAAUGGCACUCAACAGCAAGCACAGAGUAUGACCACCGCUAUUAAACCUGGUGAUGACUGGAAGAAGACUUUAAAACUCCCUCCAAAAGAUUUGAGAAUCAAAACUUCGGACGUGACCUCCACAAAAGGAAACGAGUUUGAAGAUUACUGUUUGAAACGGGAGUUGCUGAUGGGAAUUUUUGAAAUGGGCUGGGAAAAACCAUCUCCUAUUCAGGAGGAGAGCAUCCCCAUUGCUUUAUCUGGUAGGGAUAUCUUGGCUAGAGCGAAAAAUGGAACAGGCAAGAGUGGAGCCUACCUCAUUCCUUUACUUGAACGGCUAGACUUAAAGAAGGACAAUAUACAAGCAAUGGUGAUUGUUCCCACCCGUGAACUAGCCCUGCAGGUCAGUCAAAUCUGUAUCCAAGUCAGCAAACACAUGGGAGGUGCCAAAGUGAUGGCAACCACAGGAGGAACCAAUUUGCGAGAUGAUAUAAUGAGACUUGAUGAUACAGUGCAUGUGGUGAUAGCUACCCCUGGGAGAAUUCUCGAUCUCAUCAAGAAAGGAGUAGCAAAAGUUGAGCAUGUCCAGAUGAUAGUAUUGGAUGAGGCAGAUAAGUUGCUGUCUCAAGAUUUUGUUCAAAUAAUGGAAGAUAUUAUUCUCACGCUACCUAAAAACAGACAGAUUUUGCUCUACUCUGCCACUUUCCCUUUGAGUGUACAGAAGUUCAUGAAUUCCCAUUUGCAGAAACCCUACGAGAUUAAUCUGAUGGAGGAGCUGACUUUGAAGGGAGUUACUCAGUACUAUGCCUAUGUCACUGAGCGUCAGAAAGUGCACUGCCUCAACACGCUCUUUUCCAGGCUCCAGAUUAACCAGUCGAUCAUUUUCUGCAACUCCUCUCAACGGGUUGAAUUGCUAGCCAAAAAGAUCUCCCAGCUUGGCUAUUCCUGCUUCUAUAUACAUGCUAAAAUGAGGCAGGAGCACCGCAAUCGUGUAUUCCACGAUUUUCGGAAUGGCUUGUGCCGCAAUCUCGUUUGCACUGAUCUGUUUACCCGAGGUAUUGAUAUCCAGGCUGUGAAUGUGGUGAUAAACUUUGAUUUCCCAAAGCUGGCAGAGACUUAUCUCCAUCGCAUUGGCAGAUCAGGUCGCUUUGGUCAUCUUGGCCUGGCCAUCAACUUGAUCACCUAUGAUGAUCGAUUCAACCUGAAAAGUAUUGAGGAGCAGUUGGGAACUGAAAUUAAACCCAUACCAAGCAACAUUGACAAGAGCCUGUAUGUGGCAGAAUACCACAGUGAACCUGUAGAAGAUGAGAAACAGUAAACAUGUAUGUUUCUAAAAUGAGAAAUUGGUGAGGGACAGAGAGGAAAGUGGUCCUCAGAAAGGUGAGGAGAGAAAAUGGAUAGCUGUGAGAACAGAGCACCAACAGAAGAGCUAAGCACCUCACCAGUCAGACGGAGCAGGUUCCAGCGAAAGGUGCUGCCUCUUUUGUAUCCUUUGGUUCACAGAACUCCUGCAAGUGAACAAAGUAGGGAGAGAAGCUGUAAUUCAUAUUUGCUGCCACACGAGGUCGUCUACAUAGUUUUAAAAGAAAAUGAGGUUGCACUGUUGGAGACUCCUAAGUGCUCCCUUUCUGAUCGUUGUCCGAGAAAAAGCUGCUGAGUCGAGUCCUUUUAUAAGAAGACUACUUGCCCUGGACUGCAGUCAAGCAAAGUAGCUGCAGGAUGACGUUUGAUCUGGCCUUAGUUAAGAUGCUGUGUUGUGCAAGAUCCAACACCGUACAGUUUGGGCUGGAAAUCAUUCUUUUGUGUGUUCUUCUCAGAGAUCAUGAAUUAGAAAGUGAAGCUGCUGAAAUUUGCCUCAGGUGACCAAUAAAAAAAAAAAGUGACCAUAGAAGCAGACUGCUUGAUAGUGUUAGAAUGAACUGUGGUUCCUUCUUUGAAAUCAUCCAGGGACAGCCUUAGCCAGUCAUGCCAAGCUGACUUGCAAGCCUCUGCUUUGCUGGUUGAACCUCCUCCAAGUUUAUAAGUAAAUAAAAAAAGGAAACAAGUGAUGAACUUGGAACAGGCUCUUGGGUGGCUUCUUUAAGGGGAAUACUCUGACCUUGCCAGAGAACAGUUUGCUGCUUCCUAAAAGGCAAGAAACCAGGAGAUAAUUGUGCUCCUAAGUACAGUAGAGCAUUAGCAGCACCUCUUUCUACAAAGCUGAGGCUGAGGUUGAGCUGUUCAACAUGCCCUUUGCUUUUCCAGAGCUGGUGCAUAGUCAGUGUGAAUUAUCUCUUACGUUCUAGUUUUGCAUAGAACCGAUUUAACUGUGGGUGUUGUGGUUGUGUUUUUUUGUGUUUUGUUUUUUUUUU